Messenger RNA from Lates calcarifer (barramundi perch), 4762 nucleotides. RefSeq names its product toll-like receptor 18 (gene tlr18). Bases 176 to 2812 code for a protein of 878 amino acids. The record is from RefSeq and is a predicted model, not a curated record. The transcript has 4 exons. Lineage: Eukaryota; Metazoa; Chordata; Actinopteri; Centropomidae. Gene Ontology annotation, cellular component: membrane. Gene Ontology annotation, molecular function: protein binding; transmembrane signaling receptor activity. Gene Ontology annotation, biological process: inflammatory response; immune response; toll-like receptor signaling pathway.
AGGGAGAGAGAGAGAGAGAAAAUAACCGAGCUGACAGGGUUGCCACAGGCUAACACAUUGUGUUGAGUCACUUCUGACCAAGCUUCUAAAACACAGCGCAGGUUAAAAUGUGUUGUGAAAAGUCAAACUGAAGAAAAAGGAGCCAAGUUGACCAACCACCCUGAGGUUUGUCACAAUGAUUUGGAAAGUGAUUAAUUUCAGUGCUCUCCUUCUUGGAGCACUCACAUCCCCAACUCCAUCUUCACCCCCCAUCUCUAACACUGAGGAAGGACCAUGUCGCAUCUACAACUCUGGCAGCUCUGCAGACUGUCUGGGUAGACAGCUCAACAGUGUCCCCUGGAGACAAUUUCCAUCCACACUUGAAGCUGUAGAUCUCUCCUACAAUAAACUUCAAGCUGUCCAUGCUGAUGACUUCCUCCGCCUCCCUCGGCUUCGCAAGCUUCUGCUGCAGUACAAUAACAUCUCACACAUUGACGAUGAUGCCUUUAAAAACAACACGCUACUGGAGCAUCUUGACAUCUUUAAUAACUCCCUGCAGGAAAUUCCUGCCAGAGCUCUGACGCCUCUCUUGAAUCUAAAGAAGCUCUACAUGUCCAAUAACCUUUAUAAACAUGCCACUUUAGCUGAUAGCUUCUCCAAAUUUGUCAAACUCCAGGUUUUGUCAAUGGGUGGUCCUCUGGUGAUGGGUCUAAAGAAAGCAGAUUUUCAGCCACUGAAGAACAUCAAGUUACAAGGAUUUUCAGUCAAAUGCUCCUCCAAUCUAAGCUACUAUGAGCCUGGAAGUUUAGAAAUCAUUCAGACGCAGAUGAUGGGCUUCGAUAUGGCCAUAGAUCAACGGCCAAGUGCUCUCCCUCACAUGCUACGAGACCUCGCCAACAAGACAUUCAGCCUCAUCCAGUUCCGUAAUCUCUUUGAGUUCACUUACUACAUGGAGAAGGAGGACAUUUUUCAAGGAUUAAAAGACAUCACAGCCAAUCAGCUUAUCUUUCACAGAGGUAAAUUCAACGAGAAUCUCCUGAGGAUGGCUUUAAUGAACUUACAGGUCACCCCUAUCAAAUGGUUGAGACUUCAGUACAUUGACUUUGCCCGUUCACCCACGUUUGUUGACAGUGGAGCAGGUUCCAGCAUCACAGACCUGGAACUAGAUAAGUUGGAUCUUUGGUAUAUCAGCAAUCCUGAUAUACUGAGAUUUGACUGGCGUUUCACCUGGUUCAACAAAAUUAAGGAUCUGUCCAUUCGGUAUGUGUAUUUCAACUCCGUGCCUUGUGACUCCUGGGUUGAGAUGGAGGGUGUGGAGUCCCUGGACGUUUCCAAUAAUCGACUACAGAAUGAAUUCAUCUUCAACCAGCGGUGUGAUUAUAAGGGCUCCAUGCCAAAUCUUCACACUUUCAACCUCAGCACGAAUGAACUGACAAGCUUAAAAGACUUGUCAUCACUAACAAGGGAGUUCCAGCAGCUUCAGGUGUUGGAUUUAAGCAACAACAAACUUGGAUCUGCUGAAAACAGUCAGGACUGUGUUUGGCAACAAAAUAUCACUCAUCUUAUCGCUCACCACAAUCAGUUUGUAAGUGAAGCCCUCUGUUGUCUGCCCACCACCGUGCACUAUUUGGACCUGUCUUACUGCAACCUGGACCAGCUGGACAUGAUGUACUUUGAGAAAGCAACUAACCUGAAAGAGCUCCUGCUGAGUGGGAAUAAAAUCAAGUUCAUCCCAUCCAAGUGGGAGAGUCUGUCACUGCAGUCACUAGCUUUGGAUGGGAAUUCGUUUGGCCUCAUUAGCAAGGCGUCCUUCCAGGACAUGCCUCGGCUGUCUCAACUGAGAGCGGGGAAUAAUCCUUACCAUUGCACUUGUGAGCUUCAUGCUUUCGUCCAGGACACAAUUUCACAAGGCAAGGUGAACCUCACAGACUGGCCUUGGAACUACAGAUGCUACCACCCAGAGGCUUUCCUUAACACAGUCAUAUCCAAAUACUUCCCAGGUCACGUGGCUUGUGAUAUCAGACUAGUUAUCGUCAUCUGUGUUGCAACCACUACAGCAGUGAUCUUGAUACUGAUGCUGAUCUGCUAUAUUUUUGACCUCCCGUGGUACACUAAAGCCACAUAUCAGAUCAUCAGGGCCAAAUACAGAGCUCAUAAGGAAAAAGCAGCAGGGGAAUUAGGGACUUUUACCUAUCAUGCCUUCAUAUCCUACAGCCACUCCGAUGCAGACUGGGUGAGGGACGAGCUCUUACCCUGUUUGGAGAACAACAGAAACCCCUACCGUCUGUGUAUCCAUGAGAGGGAUUUCAUGCCAGGAAAGUGGAUCAUCGAUAACAUCAUUGAGAACAUUGAAAACAGUCGAAAGGUAAUAUUUGUCCUCUCACGGCAUUUUGUUAACAGUGAGUGGUGCAACUAUGAGCUGUACUUUGCCCAGCAGAGAGCAAUGGGAAAGACCUUCAGUGAUGUUAUCCUGGUGGUAAAGGAGCCCAUUGAUCCCAACUCCCUGCCCAGCAAGUACUGCAAGCUUAAGAAGAUGCUCAGUACUAAGACGUACCUGGAAUGGCCCCAGCAUGCCAACCAGCAGGUGUUUUUCUGGGAGCAGCUGAGGAGUGUUUUGGGCAAGCCGACAAUGACCAGAGAGGGUACACACAGUGUCAAGAGCAGAACUUCAUCUGAGGGUGGCAUUUCUGUGAUUGGGCUCCCUAUGGAGGAUCAGAGGCCAGAAGUAGUGAAACCUAACAUGGAUCAAGAAGAGGAACUCGGAAACAAGAUUAUUAACAGGAAUAAUCAUGAGUUGUCCAAUCAGGGACAAAUACCUGUGGUGGCAUUUUGACCACUAGCUUACAUUUCUUCAGUAUUGUGUCAGCAAAAGCCUGAACUCAGGUAACCUUUUGAUAUGCCAAGCUGGGAGCAAAAGCCAAUGUCUCAUUAAGAUGACAGACAAUAACAUGAGCCCUACCUGCCUAUGGCAUUCUGAUAUGUUAUCCCUGAGGGCUGAGCUGAUGCCCUCUGCUCCACUUACCCUUUGAGCGUCUCAGACCCAGUGCCCGCUGACAGGCGCUGAAAGGCCACAAACUCAGCGGCUCAAAUGAGAUCUCCCAUGUUGCAAUCAGGAUAACAAGCCAGGUGCCAGGAAGACGUGGUGACAGGUGCCGCAUUGUGAAGGGACCGUACUCUGUUACAUUCUUGGCCCUAAGAGGUAUGAGAUCACAAAUGUUCCAUCUCGGAAAUCUCACAGCCGAGUCAAAGGCUGUACAGACCACAUAAUAUCAACACUUAAUGCUGUGUUUUGGGAAGAUUACUAACAUACCUGGGAACAUAAUAGUCAAAAUCACAAGUGAAUCUCAAUAUAUCAUUCAAUUCAGCAAUCUAUGCUGGCUCUUGAGUACAGGCAAUGCUUAGUGAUGAAAAGUAAAGUACACAAGAGAGACAACUGAGGACUCCAGGAAAUUAUAUUUGUAUCAUCUCUUUGAGUGUGUGCUAAUUGACUCAUAAACUGAAGUAGCUUUCUGUAGGCCUUCCGCUCUUUCAAGUGGACUGUUCCUGUAUUAAACUAUUACAUGCAUGGUCUGAUAAUCACUGAUUUGAUUGCUGCCAAAAGUUCGUCUUAACUUGAUCUGAUUGUGUUGCUUUUAUCAGUCCUCGUAAGUCACUGUUGUUAAUUGCCUUAGAUAUGUUUUUAAUAAACCUCUCAUCACAUGUGGAAAUAAGUGGACAAAUCCCAUCAGAAAUUAUUUUAAACUUAAUAGAUGUUUGGCCAUUUGGGUGCAGAUGAACAGACACACCUUUAUCGCUGGCUCUUUAAAUGACCCAAAACAGCCGCUGGUUUGUCACUACUGGUGACUCCUUUCACAUUCUACAUAGUCAACUUUUUUUUUUCUUUUUCUUUUUUUGCAUGAAAUGACAAACGUAGCUAAGUGUUUAUAACAAGUCCAAGGUAAGGGUCAGGUUGUAUUUAAAAAAAAAUCCUUGCAGUAAAUCAUGGUGUUUUAUCCUUUAGGUGUCUUUACACACUUUAUAAUAAGUAAAUAAAAACUAUCAGAAGAUAAAGCAAGUCACUGCCCCUGAUUUUGUCAUGAAAAGAAAUUGUAUUAUAAACAACAAUGUCCCCCUCCUUUUUUUUGGAUAAGAAGCAUACUAUGUACAGUUGGCAAAUGUUUUUUAGUAACAUUUUUGUUGUGUUCUUUUUUAUUGGAUUUGAGCUGAGCUCAGACCUGUGCCAUGAUGGUUACUCUUUUUUGAAAGCAUUUUGGAUUUUUUUUGGAUUCUUUCCAAAUGUUUUAUAUUCAGAUUUGCAUCAGUGUUAUACGACAGUUUAAAAAAAGAAGAAUUUGUUUCUCUCCUACCUGCAAAGUUUGCAUGUGUGGCCAUUUGCAGAGUUUGCAAUCAGCCUGUAGAUGACACCCUUGAACUUAAUAUCCUCUGAUGGAUGUUGUCAUUACCACACACACACACACACACACACACAGACACAGACAGAGAGAGAGAGAGAGAGCUCAAAGUUUUGUAGUUUUUUUUAAUGACAAAGUGAGUGAACGAUGAGCUGCACAAGUCCUUAUCACUGCAUAUAAGAAAUGCAUUAUAUAUCUAAAUAUAAGGCAUUCAGGCAUGGGACAUAAAAUGACAGACUCUUAGUAUGUGUAUACUUUUAGUAUUUCCUGCUCUAGAAAUGAUAUUCAUGUGCAGUAUGUGCCUUACUGUUAUGACAUGUAAAAUAUUGAUAAGUCUUACAACGCAGUAUUCAUGCAUCGUUGUGUAACUGAAUAAAAAUGUAAAUGUUUUA